AACAACAACAGACACAGAGAGACGGGCCUUUUUAGACGCUCCCCCUCACUUAAUCACACACUACCACUUUUCUCUGUGAGAGGCAAGCCAUUCAGCAUGUCGCGAGGCAGCUUUGUCUUCACAUCUAUGGCCUUACGCUCUCUUGAACUUGACGAGGACAUGCUGGAAAGACACAAGUACAAGAAGCAGGUGGCGUCCCAUCACUUCAAUAGCUAUAUGCUGAGGAAGACGAUCAGUGACAGGGCACCGCUGAGGUCCAGCACUGCCAUGCCUCCAGCUGUCUGCCAGGACGUGGUCGUCCAGAACGCUCUGUAUACGGGAGACCUGGAGGCCAUGCAGCACCUCUUUCCUAGAGGAUCCACAGUGAACCUCAUCAUCGAGCCGCAGGGAGGGGACAUGCGCUGGGUCGCCACAGGAGAAGGACUAUGGUCGCUGAGUUAUGAGCAGGAGCUGACCACACCGCUUCACAUCACAGCCGGCCGAGGCUUCACGGACUGCCUGAGACUCCUGCUGCAGCGUGGGGCCAGUGUGGACCUUGCACCUGGGGGCACCACUGCCCUGCAUGAGUCUUGUGAAAACUGCCAGCCAGAGUGUACCAAACUGCUGCUGAUCCAUGGCGCCAACGCCAAUGCUGUCACUGAAGACGGCCUCAUGCCUCUGCAUUUGUGCACGAGCCCCGAAUCCUUCGAAUGUGCCAAGCAUCUCCUUCAGUACGGUGCGGCAAUCAACGGUCGCACUCUGGAUGAAGACGAAACUCCCUUGCAUGUUGCAGGCAGACACGGCCUCCCAGACCACACUGAGCUCUACCUGCGCUACGGAGCUGCUCUGGACAAACAGAACAUCGAGGGUCUCACGCCCUUGAACACUGCUUGUUCACAACCCCAGGAGGUGCAGGACCUUGAACGUUACUUCAAGGUGUGCAAGAUGAUGCUGGAGGCAGGAGCCAACAUCCAAAUUAUGGACCAGGACAGACGCACCCCUUUGCACAUGGCCUGUAAGAAUGCCAAUCCAGACAUAGUGGAUCUGCUGCUGGCUAACGGUGCUUGUGUUAACGAAAUGGACUACGGGGGUGAAGCUCCAAUGCACAACAUCCUGAAGGUGGUGUGCUACAAGCGUUCCCAUCACCCCGAGAGAAUCGUCCGUGCUCUGCUCAACCACGGCUCUAUUCGGGUGUGGCCUGGAGCUCUGCCAGUGGUUCUGAAGCAUUGCUGUGAGUCUCCACACACCAUCGAGGUUCUGCUGAACGCCUACAGUCACCUCAAAGUCACAGACACCUGGGUUGAGGCGGUGCCACCGGAAGUGUUUAAGGAACACAAAGAGUUCUACCAGUCCAUCUUCUCUUUGGAGCGGACCCCUCGCUGCCUGCAGCACUUGGCACGCUGCAAACUCAGGAGCUUCCUGGAGGGCCGGGUGCACAAGGUGGUCCCUAAACUCAACCUGCCCAAUUUCAUCAAGAACUACCUGCUCCUGGAGUACAGAAACUACAUCCAUUAAAAACACUUUGUGUUGUGUUAGUGUGACUCCUGAUGAGGACAGAGUGCUGCUACAUGUGAAGCACGAAGCGGCUGCUCACUGGAUAAUAAGUCAGGAUCAUAAUUAAAACAGCUGCAUCGACUGUAGCACUUUACAGCAGCACACUUAAUAGUUUUAAAUACAUUUUGUGCCACACAUUUCAGGAUGAAGCAGCAGCUGCCUGUCACUUUUAUUCCAGUUAGUUUGGUUUUGUACCACAAGAGGGAGCUACAGACUAGAGCUGAUGAAAUAGAUAGCAGGUAUGCAAUUGUAUGUUUUAUAUAUUUUCUAUUAUUGAGAUUACAUUUUUUAAAACUCGUGCACUUGAUAGUUUAGGGGCUCAGAUGCUUGUGUUUUCAUACAUAAUGAUUAUCACGGUAGUUUGAUGUUAAUGCGCAAAGUGAUGGUGUGUUGUACAUUAAGGAUUGCCUUAAAAUAUUUGCAUAAAUAAUUAUUCCCAUCGGUG
Messenger RNA from Epinephelus moara (kelp grouper), 1978 nucleotides. RefSeq names its product ankyrin repeat and SOCS box containing 10 (gene asb10). Gene Ontology annotation, molecular function: transmembrane transporter binding. The transcript is spliced from 5 exons. Lineage: Eukaryota; Metazoa; Chordata; Actinopteri; Perciformes; Serranidae. The record is from RefSeq and is a predicted model, not a curated record. The coding region runs from base 97 to 1494 and encodes 465 amino acids. Gene Ontology annotation, cellular component: synapse; axon initial segment; membrane. Gene Ontology annotation, biological process: neuronal action potential; negative regulation of delayed rectifier potassium channel activity; intracellular signal transduction.